AUGAACGGCUCUGGCUGGAGUCACGAGGACGCUUUUGGGCCUGCCAAAACGAGCACGCCGCCACCACCCUCUUCAAAGUUCUCGAUGCCGGUCCACACGUCGCCUCGCAACGUUUCGGGCCCCUUGGCCGUCGACAUGGCGAACCUUCCUACCGAUCCCUCCGCCGUGACUUCGCCGUGGCAGCGCGCCAACCCACACGCACCCCCUACCAACUCGAAGACAUCUCAAUACAUUGAUAAGAUCACAUCUGAGAAUGAGAGGCUGCGGCGGGAGCUCAAUGCCGAAAGGCUGGCUCGAGAAGAGGAGGCCAAAAGGGUAUCUGCAGCGCGAUCUAAAGCCGAGGACUCCCGUGCUGAAUACCAGCACUUGCAAGUGCUCGCAGAUGCCAAUGCACGAGCCAUCGAGCGCAAGGACAGGAAGUUGGAGGAGUUUAGGAAUGCAAUGGAGGCCGAAGCAAAGCGAAGAAAAGCCGCCGAGCUGCGAGCAGACGAGGCCUUGAAGAUGCUUGGAGAUACACGAUCAGAGACACAACGGCAGCUUGCGUCAGCGUACGAAAUGAAACAUCUUGCAGAAACAAACGCAGAAGCUGCACGAGAUGGGUUCAAGCGCAUUACAGACGGCUAUGAGAAAAAAUUGAAGUCCAUAAACGAGCAGCUCCACAAAUUGCGACAAGCCCGCAACGAAGAUGCCGAUAAGAUCAAGCGUCAAGCUAUAAUCAGCGAUCAACUUCAACACGAACUGACUCGAAAUUUACGCAAUGAUCAUAAGAUGGUUGAUAUGAUGGAAACUUACAAGAAGGAGCACCGCAAGGAGUUUGAUGCGCUCCUGCAUGAGGCAGAGGUCAUGCGCAAAGCAUUGCCGGAGAGGGAAAAGGAGGCCGCUCGGUUGAUAGAUGAUAUGAUAGAAACCAGGGAUAAGAUGAAAUGGGCAAUGGCCCAGAACAAGCGGCAAGUUCAAUGA
Molecule: messenger RNA, 960 nt
Organism: Aaosphaeria arxii CBS 175.79
Lineage: Eukaryota; Fungi; Ascomycota; Dothideomycetes; Pleosporales
Exons: 1
Coding region: 1-960 (319 amino acids)
Source: RefSeq, a predicted model, not a curated record